GCAGCACGACUGCACGAGACAAGGGCAGAGUUGUCCAGAGAGUUGUCCAGAGAGACAAAGUUGUUCAUUAAUUAGCUCUUGCUAUUCAGAAUUUGGGAAGGUGGGAAGGUGGGGUCCAAGCAAUGAAGCCACAAACUACCUUGCAGGAAACCCGAAGAUACACGAGUCUCCUUAGCCGCCAGGCCACAGCAGAUCCUAUAUAACGGAGCUCAGGUGAUUCUGAGACAUGAUCGCAAGGCUUAAGGCCCCAAGACACCGCUAGCUUCUAUAGCGUCUAUCCUUGGGUAUCCUUGCCUAUGUUAGUACAUGCAGUACGUUUUCUCAUAAAAGUUGUGCUAGACAAACAUCCUAGCUAGAUCCCAGGAUUCAUUUCGCAGGAAUACAACAGAGAGGCGGACUUCGUUUGCUGCCUAUCCUGCAGUUGUUCGAAUCUCGAGGAAAAAUCACGAAUCAAGCGCUAUUCUCUGUGGAUAGUAUCUCCCAAAAUCAGAAAACUCUGAACGAGAAACUCCAAGCAUAGAAUCCCGCUGAGGUUCUGCAACCUCAGCGACCACGCAUAUGCGACCGUAAUUGCACUGUGUACAAACUAUCAAGCCUGACUAGCUGAAUUGGAGGUUCUUACAUCGAUUAAACUAUUCGUCCCUGCCGUCGCAUCUGAGCUGGAAGUCUCUCUCAGAUGCAGUCGAGCUGAGAUUGAAGACAUCACUUUGGCACCUUCAGAUUGAUCUUAAAUCUACAAAGCAGGUUCCGUUACUUCGCCCACAAGAGGCCGGCCUCGGAUACUGUGGCCAUGCAAAUUUUUGGAGCUUUUGACAAAGUUGUGGCAGAUCAUACCAAUGAAGCGUAUAAACGCGUAGACGCCUUGUGACAUCAAACUUGAGAUACAGCUUAUAGAGACGUUCUAUAUUCUGAAGAAGCACGACGCAAGAUUGUAGAACAUACAGCCAGCACCUGAGACACCCAAAGUACCGCUGCGUAAGCUGAAGAAACUGAAGGACAUACUUUUCUCUGGUAGCUUUUCCUACUCUGAGGCUGUUGGCAUUUCGAGUAACAGAUGAGUAUGGCUGCUAAAAGACCGUAUCUGACUGCCAGUCCUUGGCAUACCCUUCGGGGAUAUAAGUAUGUUGUAUUAGUACCAUUUUUAAUUAAAGCCAUCCACGCCAACUAUUUCGCGGGAAAUGAUGUCGACAAUUGGUGCUGGCACAUGCUCUUGGUGACUUUCCUUCGCCUGCUGCUUGCACAGCUGUGGAUGACUUUCUCUCGGAUGCACGGUAUUGUGAAAAAGUAUCAAAUACACGAGGGUGGUGUCACAUUUGAGCAAGUCGACCGAGAGUUCCAUUCGGAUGAUCAUAUGAUACUCGAAGUCCUGCUGGCGACGGCUGUACAUGUUUGGAUGCCGGGAUUUCGUUUUCUGCCUCUAUGGAAUACCAAAGGUCUGGUGACUAUUUUUUUCAUUCAUGCGGGUCCUACAGAGUUUGUGUAUUACUGGCUCCAUCGAUUUCUGCACACGGACUUUCUCUUCAAUAACUAUCAUCACUUCCAUCACCUGUCUGUGUACACAGAACCUGCCACUGCCGGAGUAAGCACUUUCUUGGAGCUUGUUCUCUAUGCUGGUAUCAAGGGUAUAGCCCUUUUGGGCACCAUCUUCACAGGAGGUGCAAGCAUCAGUAUGAUCUACAUUUACUGGAUGACUUUCGAUUUCCUGAAGAAUAUGGCACACUGCAACUGCGAAAUUGUUCCAGCUUGGGCCUUCCGCACUCUUCCCUUUUUGAAAUAUACGAUGAUCACACCUUCGUACCAUUCUCUACAUCAUACCGAGCCAGCGACCAACUUUUGUCUCUUCAUGCCUUUAUACGACCACUUGAACGGCACGGUGAACAAGAACAGCGACGAGCUUUACGAUCGCAUUACUGCAGGCCGACAGGAGACUGCACCGGAUUUUGUAUUUUUGCCGCACUGCGUGGACAUGUUGUCAGCGCUGCAAGUCACGUUCGUUUUACGCCAUACUGCUGCGCAUCCAUACUCCUCCCAGUGGUACCUGUGGUUCCUGCUGCCCAUCCCGAUUUUGUCAUGUAUUUGUAUGACAAUUUGGGGAAAGGUAUUCGUCGCUUACAAGUACUAUUUGAAUGACAUCGUCGGCCAAACAUGGGUCGUACCGAGAUUCGGAUUCCAGUACUUCAUACCUCAAGAAAUGAAAAACAUUAACUCAUUAAUCGAGUCCGCCAUUCUGGAAGCUGACAGGACGGGCGUGAAAGUGAUCAGCUUAGGAGCUUUGAACAAGAACGAAGCCUUGAACGGAGGAGGAGCGUUGUUUGUUCAAAAGCAUCCGGACUUGCGAGUGCGCGUUGUCCACGGGAAUACUUUAACCGCAGCCUGCAUACUGAAAGGACUUCCCGAAGGUGUGACCGAAGUAUUCAUGAAUGGUGCCACAUCGAAACUUGGUCGGGCCAUCGCUCUGUAUCUUGUCCGUCGUCGUGUCAAUGUCAUGAUGCUGACGAGCUCAAAAGAGAGAUUCGAUGCCAUAGUCCGGGAAGCUCCCACACAUCUACGCCACUAUUUUACCCUUGUGACCGAUUACCGGUCCGGCAAAAAUUGCAAGACUUGGAUCAUGGGCAAAUGGACCAGGAGCAGGGACCAACGAUGGGCACCCAAGGGUACCCACUUCCACCAAUUUGUGGUUCCUCCAGUUGCAUCCGCUCGCAAGGACUGCACUUACGGGAAGCUGGCAGCCAUGCGCAUGCCCCCUCAUGUGAAGGGUCUCUACAGCUGCGAGGUAACCUGCGAGAGGAAUGUGGUUCAUGCUUGUCACGCUGGUGGAUUGGUUCACUGCCUCGAGGGAUGGGCGCACCACGAAGUAGGUGGCAUUGAUGUGGAUCGCAUUGAUCUCGUUUGGGAGGCCGCUCUCAAACAUGGGUUUCUGCCGGUCUCGGCAGGCGAGGCGUAGCGUAGAUGCAUGUCUACGUGUACCAUGUAGACACCCCUCGAAGCUAGUUCAUGUUUCGGUCGGUUCAGAUUCCGUUGUGUACACCUCGGAGCUCUAGUACACUUGUUCAUCGAAUCUGGAGCUCGAGCAUGCAUGAGAAGCUUUGAUCACUCAAGACUGCCGGAUUUCACUGAGCGCAGGAGCAGCGCGAGCACGAGGGGAGCAUGGCUACUGUGCUCUCAAGAAGUUCAUCUUGCAUACUAGAACUUGAUGUACCCACCAAUUUCUCUGCAAACAUCUAAACCACAUGGCGAUGUGGCUAACAGAUAACAGCAGUCUGAUAAAGCGUGCAAGUUAUUGUAAAACCUUUGACUCGAGACCCGGCUCGAUGGAAAGUGCCUAGAAAAAUGGC
Molecule: messenger RNA, 3335 nt
Organism: Marchantia polymorpha subsp. ruderalis
Lineage: Eukaryota; Viridiplantae; Streptophyta; Marchantiopsida; Marchantiales; Marchantiaceae
Source: the annotation of a GenBank genome assembly